Molecule: messenger RNA, 1899 nt
Organism: Talaromyces atroroseus
Lineage: Eukaryota; Fungi; Ascomycota; Eurotiomycetes; Eurotiales; Trichocomaceae
Exons: 4
Coding region: 1-1899 (632 amino acids)
Biological process (GO): fungal-type cell wall biogenesis; transmembrane transport
Source: RefSeq, a predicted model, not a curated record
AUGCGUCAUUUGGACCUGCUGCUGACAGCAGCUUUUAUAUACCUUCCCUCCGUGGCCGCCGACCAAUACCUGCAAUCAACUUCCCUAGCGACCUGUCAAGAUGACUCCCUCAUCACUGCAAGCCUGUUCGACGUCACCUUUUUCCCCGGUAACGACACCGUUUAUUAUGACAUCCAUGCAAACGCUUCAGUCACCGGCAAUGUUUCGAUGACUCUGCAAGUAAUUGCCUACGGCUACUACCUCCAACCCAUCGACAUUGAUCCCUGUGAGGGUUCAUCUUUAGCAACAAAUUUCUGUCCGAUUGAAACUGCCGGUGAACCCAUUGACCUGCAAGCCCUGAGUUUCGUACCGACAGACAUAACAAGCAGAAUUCCCUCGGUGGCAUAUACUGUACCGGACCUCGAUGGAAAGGUUCGCAUUCUCAUCGAUUCAACCAACCAGAAUACUACCGCUGCCUGCUUAGAGACAGACCUAACCAAUGGUAAAACUGUCUAUCAAAAGGCUGUGGGAUGGACUUUAGCUGUCGUUGCAGGUUUAGCAUUGACUGCCUCAGCUGUUGCGUCAGGUCUUGGUUUCUCGAAUACUGCAGCUCACGUUGCAGCGAAUGCCUUGUCGCUCUUUUCCUUCUUCCAGGCCCAGGCCAUGUACGGAAUGACUGCAGUUACCAUGCCUCCGAUUGUAGGAGCAUGGACUCAAAACUUUCAGUGGAGUAUGGGUAUUAUCCGCGUGGGUUUUCUGCAAACUUUGAGCACCUGGUAUCAACACUCAACGGGUGGAACUCCAUCAACUCUACUAGAGAAUCUAUCAGUACAGUCUGUCAGUGUCCAAAAAAGAUCUCUUGAGCUAGUCAAGAGAGCAUCACAUGUACUGACGGCUCGCGCGGACGCCACGUAUCCGGCAAACGUCACUUUGACGGGGAUUCUACGAGUUGGCUUUCGUGCAAAGAUUGAACCAAGUAACAUCUUUAUGACCGGAUUGAUUUUCUUAGAGGCCUUCUUCAUCAUCAUCAUCCUUCUCAUCCUCAUCUUUAAACUAUGCAUCGCAGUUGCUGCAAGGCGUGGAUGGAUUCACUCCCAGACCUUUCAAGAUUUCCGUAAUGGAUGGAGUAAUGUCAUGCGUGGAAUUCUCCUUCGACUUAUUCUCAUCAGUUAUCCGCAAAUGGUAGUUUUGUGUCUAUGGGAGUUUACUCGGCGAGACUCUGCUGCCGAAGUGGUUCUCGCCGUUCUCAUGAUCUUGUCAAUGACGGGUGUGCUCUUGUGGGCUGCUUUUAAAGUCGUUCAAUUUGCUAGGUACUCUAUUUCCAUGCAUCAGAACCCAGGGUAUAUCUUAUACUCUGACCCGAAAGUCCUUCAUACAUGGGGUUUUCUAUAUGUUUCAUAUCGCGCUACAGCCUACUACUGGGUCUUUCCCACCUUGGUUUAUAUAUUCGUGAAAGGGGCUUUCAUCGGACUAGCCCAGUCAUCUCCGAUUACGCAAGCUAUUGGUCUCCUGUGCGUUGAAACGGUAGCACUCAUCUUCUCGUCGGUUUUCAGACCGUGGAUGGACCGGAGGACCAACACUUUCAACAUCGCCAUUUUCGCAGUACACUUUGUGAAUGCAGUGUUUCUUCUGAUGUUUACAAGUGUUUUUGAUCAGCCAGCCAUAGUCAACUCCAUAAUGGGCAUCGUAUUCGUCUUGUAUAAUGCCAUAUUCGCUCUUGUCCUCUUGCUCAUGGUCCUCGUAUCUGCGUUCUACGCCCUUUUCUCAAAGAACCCAGAUCUCCGUUACCAACCUGUGCGCGACAACCGAGGCUCCUUUAUUGUCAGGUCAAGAUCACAGCCCAAAUUUGAUCCCGCCAAUAGAGAGCACGAAGCUCUUGGUGUGACAGCUGGGGGUGGCGGAGAGAAAUUUCGACUUUGA